AUGAGCAGAGUACAUGAAGGUACGCCGGAGAGCUACGAGCCCGAGAUACUGUGCGCAGAUAGCUGGAAGCUGUUUCCCGAUUACAUCGAGCAAGCACAACAGCUCUUCGGUCCGAAUAACGUAGACGUUUUCGUGAGCCCACAGAACGAACAGCUGCUCGAUUUUUGGAUUAAGGAUGAACAGAAAGGUGCAUUUGAGCACAACUUGUCCCUAGUAGACGGUUGCCCACCUUGGCAGCUGAUACACAAGGAUGGGGCAUCCGCAACAGUAUGUCUACCUUGGCUACCACGGGCACCAUGGUUCGACUUAUUCAAGCAACUACUUCAAUCGGAACCGGUGCUGGUGCCUAGGAUACCACAUACAUUCUUGAAGUUUGGCAAGUAUGCGUGCGGCAAGAUCUUGGGGUCACACAGUGACAGAAAGAAUAGGCCCGCCCAAUGA
This is a messenger RNA of Sphaeroforma arctica JP610, 441 nucleotides long. RefSeq lists its product as hypothetical. The transcript has a single exon. The record is from RefSeq and is a predicted model, not a curated record. The coding region runs from base 1 to 441 and encodes 146 amino acids. NCBI's taxonomy places the organism in Eukaryota, Ichthyosporea, Ichthyophonida.